This is a messenger RNA of Echinostoma caproni, 765 nucleotides long. The record is from the annotation of a GenBank genome assembly. NCBI's taxonomy places the organism in Eukaryota, Metazoa, Platyhelminthes, Trematoda, Plagiorchiida, Echinostomatidae.
AUGACUGUUCUCCUACGAACAGCAGUUCUGGUUUGGCUGAACACAUGUGUUGUGUUUUUCAUCGUCAGCGCUGAUGAUCCCCCGGAACCACCCAGCACGGCGCACAUACAAACACCAUUACCGUCGGUCUGCGAAAGUGAUGAUCCACUCGGGAUGAUUUCGGGCAGUAUAGCAGACUGGCAAAUCACUGCCUCGUCCACAUAUCCAUCCACGUGGGCAAAGGGAUGUUCCGAAGCGAAUGCACGACUGUUUCGCGAAAACGGAAUGGCAUGGUGCGCUAAAUUCAAAUCGUCCUCCGAGUGGUUACAAAUUGACUUGGGGGUUCGUGCUCUGGUCACCGGAAUUAUGACUCAAGGCCGUGGAGACGGAUCCGAAUGGGUAACGUCGUUCAUGGUGUCCUACAGUGAUGAUGCGAUCCACUGGAAAUUCAUCACAGACCAGUACGCGAAUCAGAAGAUUUUUGAAGGAAAUACGGAUUCGUUUACCGUCAAACAUAACUACUUGGAUGAACCAAUCAAGGCACGUUUUGUGAAAAUCCAUACUUACACAUGGCACAAUCAUCCAAGUCUCCGGGUGGAACUGGUUGGAUGUCAACCUUGUAAACAACUGUUGGGAAUUCCACCGUACGCGCGAUUUGCCGCAUCCAGCUCACGGGGCAAGCGCGCCCAACGUUCUUGCAUGCCGGAAUACGGGCACUAUUUGAGCAACAAAGGCUGGUGUCCAAAACGUCAAGAUAGUGAGUUUCCAUUGAUACAGAAGAAUUAA